Armigeres subalbatus is the source of this 912-nucleotide messenger RNA. RefSeq lists its product as uncharacterized. Lineage: Eukaryota; Metazoa; Arthropoda; Insecta; Diptera; Culicidae. Bases 86 to 766 code for a protein of 226 amino acids. The transcript is spliced from 3 exons. The record is from RefSeq and is a predicted model, not a curated record.
UCCAACCAUUGCAUAAGUUUAGCUCCUGUUUUUUGAUCCGAGAAUUUCAAUUUAGAACUAAACAUAGGUAAAAAGUAUUGUAGAAAUGUUUAAGCUUUUGGCUGUAUUUGCUGUGCUGUGCGGAAUUCCCGCCCAAAAUGCAGCAUUUGUUCAUCACCAAAGACCAAUGGCGUACAGAACUGCGCAACGGACAAUGUACGGCGUUCACUUUCAAAAUCAACAGUUUCGGAACCAACGAGUAGCUGCUUUCCCCGAGGAAGCUCAUUUGAAUGAUAUCGAUGGUGCGUACUUGCCUGCUGACGAUCCCAAUGCUGAUUCCUUACCUGCCCAAUACCCAUUGGAACAAAUUCCUGUCGAGGACAAACCUCAGGAAGAAGUUCCAGUUUUAUAUGAUCCCCAAGUAGAAAAUCCUAUCGCCGAUGAACCCUCUGCUGUUCCUGUCGUUCCUGUUGAUACAAGCUUGAUCCCGGAAAAGAAAGUAAAGAAAGUUCCGGUUCAAACUGACUCCAUCGAAGAAGAAGCACAAAAUACCCAGAUCGAACGCCGUCGUGGCACAUCUCGGUCUGUUGUCCCGAAUGUGUAUUUCCCAAUCAACUUUGGCAACACUAAUGGUGGAGCCAUUGCCGUUGCCAACUCGUAUAGCACCGGGAAGAAUGGAUCAUCUAUUAGUACAGCCACGGCCUACGGCAACCCAGUGACUGCUGAGCUGAGGAGAAGCUCUUCUCUUUUGCGCAAAAGACCCGCCAAGGUUCGAGUUCAACAUUAGUAGAAUGGAUGUAUUGUAUUGGGCAACACAUUUGUGAGAUAAUUUAAACUAAGGUAUGAUAUAACUCCAUCGUGCGCUUUUAGAGUGAAGCAUGUGCUACAUAUCAAUAAUUUAUUAUGUAAAUAGCUCAACCCUUUAGCAAUGGA